AUGACGUUAAAACAGCUAGCUAUGGAUGAGAGAUCUCGGUUUCCACGGGCAGCGGAAACCACAGAGCAAGCAUUUUAUACAGAUGACCUAAUAUAUGGGGCUCAUUCUAUAGAAGAAGGAUGCAGCAUGGUAACGGAGUUACAGGAUUUGUUGCAUGCAGGGGGCUUUAAAUUAAGAAAAUGGGCCUUCAACGAACCAAGCAUAUUGAAAAGGCUUUCGGAAAAGAUGAACCGAGAGCAAAAUCAGCAAAUAUUUACGUUUAAAGGGGAUCCUAUUUCAAAAACAUUGGGGGUUUAUUGGAACCCGAAAGAAGAUUGUUUUAUGUUUCAAUCAUCAUUCGAUUUCUCAAACAAAACGACUAAAAGGGCGCUUUUGUCAGAUAUAUCCAAGUUAUUUGACCCACUGGGUUGGUUAGCUCCUGCAAUUACGGCAAAGAAAAUAAUUUUUCAAGAAAUCCAAAGCCUCAUACCACUCAGUAAAGGAAGCAUUGAGUCAGGAUUACCAAAACAAUAUUUAGUUAAUAUAGUACAAAGUAAGGAUAGCAUAGUGAAAGAAAUCAUAGAAAAUUGCAGCAGUUUCUCACGGGCAAAAAGGGAACGGCACCUCACAUUAGCUGAAGUUAAGGAAGCAAAAUGGAAGAUAAUUAGUCAGGUACAAGAAGAAGAAUUUUCCUAUGAGAUAGAAAAAUUGAGAAGGAAGGAAAGCAUUCACAAGAGUAAAUUAAUUGCGUUGAAUCCAUUUCUUGGAAAAGAUGGUCUUCUUCGUGUGGGGGGAAGGUUGCGGAACGCUUUCAUUAGUGAAGACAUGCAGCAUCCCAUUAUAAUUUCACAUGCUGGCAGGCUAACUGAUUUAAUAAUAGACCAAGCGCAUAAGCUUACGUUUCACAGCGGCCCUCGCCUUACAUUAUCACUUAUCAGACAGAAGUACUGGAUUGUGGGUAGUAAUAGAGCAGUAAAGAGGCAGUUAAGGUUAUGUGUGACAUGUGUUAAGAAUAACCCUCGGCUGCAAUAUCAAUUAAUGGGUGACUUGCCUGAAGCACGGUGUAAUCCCGUACGGCCGUUUAAGCAUACAGGAGUUGAUUUUACGGGAUUUAUUAUGAUUAAGAGUAGCAAAGGACGAGGGAUGAAGUGCACAAAGGGUUACAUUGCCGUAUUUAUAUGCAUGGCUACAAAGGCAGUGCAUUUAGAAGUAGUAUCGGAUUUAACUACUUCGGCUUUUCUAGCAGAUUUAAAGAGAAUCCGGCUCGAAGGACCAAAAUGUACGGUUCCUGGGUCAUCAGGUGGUAGAAAUAAUAGAAGAUUUGUAGAUUACCUUAUAUUCACCACUUCCGUAUAACAAUAGACUAUGAGCGAUAUAAUAAAAUUAUAAUUAAACAAUCGAUGAGAGUGCCGACGUCUGGCUAUGCUCUCAGGGUGUAACUCCCAUGACUUAGUAAAUGCAGAUGCCGACGAUAUAGGAAAUCGUCAUGCUUAUAAAGUGAUUCAAGUGUAUAACCAUAGCACGUACAUACAAUGGAAAUCUUCACGUUUGUACUUGAGCAUAAUGUAUGAGCCUUGGCACGUAUAUAGGGAAACAUCACGCUUACAAGACUAAGAAACCUAAAUAA
Pieris rapae (cabbage white) is the source of this 1606-nucleotide messenger RNA. RefSeq lists its product as uncharacterized. The record is from RefSeq and is a predicted model, not a curated record. Lineage: Eukaryota; Metazoa; Arthropoda; Insecta; Lepidoptera; Pieridae. Gene Ontology annotation, molecular function: nucleic acid binding. The transcript has 3 exons. The coding region runs from base 1 to 1335 and encodes 444 amino acids.